AUGACCAGGUGGGCACAAGUUACUACCACACAGAACAAAAGACCCUUCCCUGCAACAUCAUGGGAGGACAUGAAGAAGGGGUUCUUUGAGGGGAAAAGCCAAAACCUACCAAAGAGUAAACAACUUGAAGCCAAUAGUCUGUCCCUUAAAACUGAUGCACCCCAAGCAAAACACAAAAAGAAUAAAAAGAAAAGGGAGUAUUUAAAUGAAGAUGUGAAUGCAUUCAUGGAAUAUCUAAGACAAAACUCACAGAUGGUUCACAAUGGGGAGAUGAUAGCAAAAGACAGUCAGGAAGUCAGGGAAGAAAUUGCAGUUGCUUUAAAGAAAGACAGUCGCCAGGAAGGAAGACGAUUAAAAAGACAAGCAGCAAAGAAAAAUGCAAUGGUACGUUUCCAUUGUAGAAAACCUGGCCAUGGGAUUGCAGAUUGCCCAGCUGCCCUUGAGAAUCAAGAAAUGGGCACUGGAAUAUGUUACCGGUGUGGAUCCACAGGGCAUGAAAUAACCAAAUGCAAGGCUAAAGUUGACCCAGCUUUUGGUGAAUUUCCUUUUGCAAAAUGUUUUGUUUGUGGGGAAAUGGGACACUUGUGCAGAUCUUGUCCUGAUAAUCCCAAAGGACUCUAUGCUGAUGGUGGUUGCUGCAGACUUUGUGGCUCUGUGGAACAUUUUAAGAAAGAUGAUGGUCAGAAUUCAGAUCGAAUGGUCACAGUUGGUUGCUGGGCAAAGGGAAUGAGUGCGGACUAUGAAGAAAUUUUGGAUGUGCCUAAACCACAGAAACCCAAAACAAAGAUACCUAAAGUUGUUAAUUUUUGAUGAUUAGUACUAUCGUUUGUUAGCACUUCAUUGUUAAACAUUCGGAACUGGGCCUACUUCAUAAGUUGGAGCUGGACUCUCCCUUGGACUCCUAUAUUGUAGAUAUCAGUAUAACCUAGGUGUGGUCAAACCAGUUCCUG
Molecule: messenger RNA, 950 nt
Organism: Balaenoptera acutorostrata (minke whale)
Lineage: Eukaryota; Metazoa; Chordata; Mammalia; Artiodactyla; Balaenopteridae
Product: zinc finger CCHC domain-containing protein 9-like
Exons: 2
Coding region: 1-810 (269 amino acids)
Molecular function (GO): nucleic acid binding; zinc ion binding
Source: RefSeq, a predicted model, not a curated record